AAAGCUUAAAUAGGGAGCGAUGGUCAUUGCUUUAUUCACCCGUGAAUAGAGCUUCUAUAACUCAGGUGCCGGCGGCGAAGCAGAACCACCCCUUCUUUCCGCCCAUUACACAAGGGUCGAAAGAAUAAAAAUAAAAAUCGAAUCUUUUUCUUCCUAAUCAGAUUGUUGAACAACAAUGGGUGCAGGAGGCAGAAUGUCCGUACCAACCGAGGGCAAAAAGUCAAAACCCGAACCCCACCAACGGGUCCCGCACUCAAAGCCCCCGUUCACAGUCGGCACGCUAAAGAAAGCAAUCCCACCCCACUGCUUCAAGCGUUCAAUCCCCCGUUCAUUCUCCUACGUUUUUUUGGACCUCGCCAUUGCCUCGUUUUUCUACUACAUCGCCACAAAUUACAUCCCCGCCCUCCCCCACCCCCUCCCCUACCUCGCAUGGACCCUCUACACCAUCGUCCAAGGCUGUGUCCUAACCGGAGUUUGGGUCAUUGCCCACGAGUGUGGUCACCACGCGUUCUCUGACCACCAAUGGUUAGACGACACAGUUGGCCUAGUCCUCCACUCUGCCUUACUCGUACCCUAUUUCUCAUGGAAGUACAGUCAUCGGAGGCACCAUUCAAACACAGGCUCGCUCGAGCGAGACGAGGUUUUCGUGCCUAAACAAAAAACGGGUCUUUCUCCAUGGGCCAAGUACUUGAAUAACCCACCAGGUCGGAUCCUAAUGCUAACUGUCCAGUUCACUCUCGGCUGGCCCUUGUACCUCCUCUUCAACGUAUCGGGCCGACCCUACAACCGCUUCGCGUGCCACUUCGACCCGAAUAGCCCCAUAUACUCGGACCGCGAGCGGGCCCAGAUCCUUAUUUCUGACGCGGGUGUUCUUGCUAUUGUCUACGGGCUAUACCGCCUCGUUUUAGCAAAAGGGCUUUCUUGGGCUUUUUGCGUCUACGGGGGCCCGCUUCUCGUGGUGAACGGGUUCCUUGUUUUGAUCACGUAUCUGCAGCACACUCACCCGGCUUUGCCGCACUACGACUCGUCGGAGUGGGAUUGGCUUAGGGGGGCUCUGGCCACCGUCGACAGGGAUUACGGUAUUUUAAAUAAGGUGUUCCAUAAUAUCACGGACACUCACGUAGCGCAUCAUUUGUUCUCGACUAUGCCGCACUAUCACGCGAUGGAGGCUACCAAGGCGAUCAAGCCGAUUCUUGGAGAUUACUAUCAGUUUGACGGGACCCCGUUUUAUAAGGCGGCUUGGAGAGAGGCGAAGGAGUGUAUCUACGUGGAGGCGGACGGAAACGAGAAGGACAAAGGUGUGUUUUGGUAUAAUAAUAAGAUUUAAGAUUGUUAUAUUGGUGAAGGAGUAGGGUUUCUUUUUGGUUGCCUAUGAGAGCAAACAUGGGGGGGUGUUGUAUUUUUCUCUUUUAUUUUUUCUUCUUUUUAAAAAAAAAAUUAUUAGGUUGGUAUUAUGGUCUGAAACCCUCUGAAAUCAUGUCUGUUGAAUAAGAGUCUUCUGGGCUUUGUUCUUGAAUUGUAUGGUUCAGUGUUGUACCUUGAACAAGUCCAACGUUAAUCUAUGUAUGCCAUCUUUUUCUUUCAUUUU
This is a messenger RNA of Erythranthe guttata (spotted monkey flower), 1588 nucleotides long. RefSeq names its product fatty acid desaturase 2 (gene FAD2). The record is from RefSeq and is a predicted model, not a curated record. Gene Ontology annotation, molecular function: oxidoreductase activity. Lineage: Eukaryota; Viridiplantae; Streptophyta; Magnoliopsida; Lamiales; Phrymaceae. Gene Ontology annotation, biological process: lipid metabolic process.